AUGUCCACCGUGGCGGAGCGUGCUGCCCUCCGCUCGCUCGACAAUGGCAAGCGGCCAUGCGCGUCGGCGGCGCCGCCAGCCAAGGCGGCGCGACAUAUGGCAGUGGCGCCGGAGGGCGUUGAAGCAGUCACGAUCCGCGUCUCUUCCCUCGCCGCCGCAACCGGCUACCACCCGUGGGCAGAUGCGCACGCCACCUUCCUCUCCGCGCUGUACGGAGGCCGCGCAGGCAGGCAGACGCUCGAGGACGACGGCGAGCUGCUUGGCCUCUCCCUCGUCGACCCCGAGGAGGAGGCGCUCCGGCGCCUCCUCGCCGCCGCGGACGGCCCUGAGAGGAGCGGCGAGGAGCGUGGCGCCCGCCAGCUCGCGAGCGAGCUGGCCGCCGUCCUGGCAGCGGCCGAUCGGCAGCCGCCCUCGGCGGGCGGCGCUGCAGCUGCGGGCGACGCGGCCGCUGCGUGCCUCGCCGCGGCAGCGGCGGAGGGGACGGUAGGGGCAGAGGCGGCGCUCGCUGCCGCGGCCGUCCGCUCACGCCUCAACACCUCGCACGGGUGCCGGAGCGAGGCGUCUGCGCUGCGCAAGUACGAGCAGCGGUUCGGCUGCGCGGUGCGCGACUCGAAUGACGCGCUGCUCGUCUGGCCGAUUGGUGCGGACGCGGAGGAGCCACGCCGGCCGGUGGAGGCGUGGGCGCGCGCUCUCUUCUCGCUCGACCCGUCCUCCCGGCCGGCGGACUACCGCCUGCCCGCUGGCGGCUGGGACGUGCAGGCCCUCUUCUCCGACCUCCGGGUCGCGCGCGGCCGAGCACUCCUCGCGAGCCUGCGCUGCGCGGAGGCGGCCGCCGCUCCCGAGGCGGCGGGCGAGGGACGGCCGCCGGCUCGCCUCAGCCGCGCCGCCGACUAUUGCCACGGCGGUGCCGCGUGGGACAUCUCCGCGCUGAGGGCGGACCUCGCAAUCACGCGCCGCCGGCUGCGGAUCGCCGCGGCGGAGGGGCGGCGCUGCGGGCCGGGGAGGGGCGGGCUGGAGGGCGGCGACUCGGCCUCUCCGCCCCUGCCGCCGCCCCUCGUGCGGCUGGUCGGCGCGGUCGACGGCGUGGCGGACGAGGUUGUGCUCACGCGCGGCGAGGGCGAGGGCGAGGGCGAGGAGAGCUGGGCGCUGCGGACCGUGGUGGUUGAGGUGAAGAGCCGCGUGCGCCGCAUCGCGCGACCGCCCGCGCUGCACGACCAGCUGCAGGCCGUCGCCUACUCGCUCAUGCUGCGUGCCGAGGCGGCGCACCUCGUCCAGACGCUCGGCGAGGAGAUGGACGUUUCCCCCGUCGAGCUGCACGGGCCGCCGAUGUGGCACGCGGCCAACUUCGAGGCGCACGUGCUGCCGCGCCUGCGAGCGUUCGCGGCGGCCGUCCAGGCGAUGCGGGCCGACGUCGCCGCGCGGGUCUCGUACCUCUGUGGCGACGAUCGCUGGCGCGACCGCUUGCUGCGCGAGCGUGGUUGCGGGUUCCUAGUCAAAUGA
Molecule: messenger RNA, 1500 nt
Organism: Emiliania huxleyi CCMP1516
Lineage: Eukaryota; Haptophyta; Isochrysidales; Noelaerhabdaceae
Exons: 4
Coding region: 1-1500 (499 amino acids)
Source: RefSeq, a predicted model, not a curated record